Messenger RNA from Lycium ferocissimum, 1063 nucleotides. RefSeq lists its product as uncharacterized. The transcript is spliced from 4 exons. The coding region runs from base 1 to 987 and encodes 328 amino acids. NCBI's taxonomy places the organism in Eukaryota, Viridiplantae, Streptophyta, Magnoliopsida, Solanales, Solanaceae. The record is from RefSeq and is a predicted model, not a curated record.
AUGACGAACACCGACAAUUCUCAAAUUCCUGCCCGUAAUGGUACUGCUGCUGGUACCAAUACUUCAAUGACGGGUACAACCCCUAUUUCGCAUCGGGUCAAUUUUGAUUGCUUUAUCGUUAGAAAUAAGCUUGAUUUCAUCCAUGGCACUAUCAAGAAACCUCCUGAAGGAUCUCCUCUUCUCCGACAAUGGCAGCGUUGCAAUGAUCUAGUAGUUGCUUGGGCAGCCAACUCUGUCACUAAGGAAAUACAUAGGUCUGUUGUAUACUCUGAGUUUGCUAAGGACAUUUGGAGGGAAUUAGAAGCUAGGUAUGGUAAGGCUGAUGGUGCUAGGGUAUUUGAGUUAAAAAAGGCCUUGGCUCACAUUUCCCAAGGUUCUCUUGACAUUGCUUCUUAUUUUACCAAGAUAAAACAAUUGUGGGAUGAGUUAGCUUCAAUCUCUGUUCAUUCUGAGAAUAGGUGUAAUUGUAUUGGGGGUGCUAAAUCUGAGGAGGAACAAAAGGUCUAUCAGUUUCUCAUGGGUUUAAAUGGGUUUAUGUCAGUGAGGCCUCCUUCCAUGCCUCUUUUAACACUGGUGGAUCUAAGUUUGCUCCCAAAGUACAAUCGAUCCUCGGAAGCAUCUCUAUAUUGCAAAUGCAAGAGGGACCGGCGUAUCAUUGAGAAAUGUCACAGGCUUCAUGGUUACCCUUCAAACUUUAAAUUCACUAAGGGUUCUGGUCCUAAUUCUGGUCCUAGAAAGGUUGCUGCUAAAGCUGCUUGUGAGAGUUAUCCUACUGAUUCAUCCACCAGCUUUGUUCCUUUCAAUGAGAGUACUCAAAUGACUGUUCCUGAUCAGACUUAUGAGGGAUCAGGUUUAACCAAAGAUGAGCACUCUCAGUUGCAGUUCCUACUACACAAAACUCACAUAUCACCUGGAUCAUCUCAUUCUCUCAUGGCAUCUGCUCACUUUGCAGGACCAUUCUCAGAGGAAGCCACUGGUUCUUGGUAGGUUGGACAAUGGCUUAUACAAGCUGACUAUUCCUCCAUUGUCUCUGCUUUCGCUUUGCCACCUCCGUCCCUAGUCA